Molecule: messenger RNA, 1117 nt
Organism: Pyrus x bretschneideri (Chinese white pear)
Lineage: Eukaryota; Viridiplantae; Streptophyta; Magnoliopsida; Rosales; Rosaceae
Product: peptide methionine sulfoxide reductase A1
Exons: 2
Coding region: 54-842 (262 amino acids)
Molecular function (GO): peptide-methionine (S)-S-oxide reductase activity
Source: RefSeq, a predicted model, not a curated record
CACGAAAGACGAAACUCCCAUUUUAGUCCAGCAGCGACACGUCACACCCAAAAAUGCUCAAAACCUUAGCCACCAUCUCCACCGCUUCACCACUCAUCUCCACCGCCACCACGGCAACCGCCCCCAAAUUCUCUCUCUGUAACCCCUUUCUUUCUCUUUCUAAGCUCCGACCCAAACCCGCCUCCAAUGUCCCGCAAACCCACCGGACCAUCUCCUUCCGGACCCCCCAAAUGAACAUCCUCAACAAGCUCGGCUUCGGCCCCAAGACCGCCGACCCCAACUCCGAAUCCUCCGCCAUCGCCCAGGGCCCCGACGAUGACGUUCCGGCCCCGGGUCAGCAGUUCGCCCAGUUUGGAGCUGGGUGCUUCUGGGGUGUCGAGCUGGCGUUUCAGCGAGUGCCCGGCGUGACGAAGACGGAGGUUGGGUACAGCCAGGGGUUUCUGCACAACCCGAGUUACGAGGACGUGUGUACCGGCACCACCCAGCACUCGGAGGUCGUGAGAGUGCAGUACGACCCUAAAGAGUGCAGCUUUGAGAGCCUGCUCGAUCUUUUCUGGUCCAGGCACGACCCAACCACGCUCAAUCGCCAGGGGGGUGAUGUCGGGACACAAUACAGAUCCGGAAUAUACUUCUACACACCUGAGCAAGAGAAGGCAGCACGAGAAUCUCUGGAACAACACCAGAAGAAAGUGAACCGAAAGAUUGUCACAGAGAUCCUUCCUGCCAAGAAGUUCUACAGAGCGGAGGAGUACCAUCAGCAGUACCUUGCAAAAGGGGGACGUUUUGGUUUUGGUCAAUCUGCUGAGAAAGGAUGCAAUGAUCCAAUCCGAUGCUACGGCUAAUCUAUUUGGUAAUGUCUCUAAAGGCAAACCGUACCCGUUAUUGUUCAUAGAUAGAUGCUUUUGUCCAUAUAUUUGACGUGUAACCAGCUUCUGCGUACUUUGUCGAGUAAAGUAUGGUAUGAGUGAGCCUGGAUCUAUAAGUAAUUUGUACUUUUGCGUGUGUUGCCUCAUCUACUAUUGGCUAAAUUUGGAAGUGAAGAGCUGGUGUCUUCACUUUUGUGUUAAGGUUUCUGUCUGGCAAUUGGUUUUGUUAAUAUAUGUUAUUGGCACUCUUA